Vespa mandarinia (Asian giant hornet) is the source of this 2761-nucleotide messenger RNA. Its product is annotated as neuroendocrine convertase 1. NCBI's taxonomy places the organism in Eukaryota, Metazoa, Arthropoda, Insecta, Hymenoptera, Vespidae. Gene Ontology annotation, molecular function: serine-type endopeptidase activity. Gene Ontology annotation, cellular component: membrane; neuron projection. The record is from RefSeq and is a predicted model, not a curated record. Gene Ontology annotation, biological process: peptide hormone processing.
UGGAGAGACAAAUGCGUGAGUUUUCAUAAGAGCAUAGCCAGAUCCCAGCUAAUACUCACACGUAUUGGUUCGACCAUCUGCCAUUAUCAUUUCGCUAACUGACUUAGUAGCUUCGUUUUCGCGACUACACAUGGUCCGAUACGAACAUAGUGUGGUGUUUAAUUUUUUUUUUUAAUAAUUCAGGUGUUAUUGAAAUAUAUCUACUGGUUUUUUAGUCGAUUGUCUUAAUGGACGGACCGUUUAAUCAUACCAUAAUUCAGCGAUUAAUAUUAAUUCAAUUUAUUAUUACUAUUUUUACGUGUGUCUACGUUAAAGCCGGAAAUUAUCAUAACGAAUGGGUUUUGCGAAUAACUGGUGGAGCUGAUGUAGCGUCUCUAUUGGCAAAACAAUUCGAUUAUACUUAUCUUGGUCCGGUUCGUGGAUUUGAAGACACGUAUAUAUGGAUUAAGAACGAUAAACCAGGUCAAAAGAAGAGAGGCUACGUUUCGUCAAUGGCAACCUUUAAUUCGAGCUCUAGGAUCAGUUGGGUCGAGCAGCAGAAAUUCGUACGUCGAGAGAAACGUGACUACGUAUCUCCAUUGAUAUUUGAUUCAGAGAAACCUUUGAGACGAGAAAAGCGUCUCCCAUGGAGUUUAUAUGGAAUAUCAUCGAAUACGAUCGAGAAGGACGAGAGAAAAUAUCUACCUAUUUAUUUGACGGAUACAUAUAAUUUAAAUCGCAAAGCAUUAUUUAAUGACGAGCUUUGGGAUUUGGAAUGGUAUUUGCAAGAUACUAGAACGAGUAAGAAACUUCCGAAAUUAGAUCUCAAUGUGUUGCCUGUUUAUAAGUUGGGAGUGACUGGACGUGGAGUGAGAAUCGCCGUUUUAGACGAUGGCCUGGAACAUGAUCAUGAUGAUUUACGUAAUAAUUAUGAUCCGGAUAUCAGUUACAACGUGAACGAAGGUAGCAACGAUCCAAUGCCACGAUACGAAGCUACUGGUAUCUCUAAUUGUAUCGAUUUUCCUUAUGUGUUCAUUUAUGGAGCGAACGCCCACGGAACAAGAUGUGCCGGUGAAAUAGCAAUGGAAGCAAAUAAUGGAAAGUGUGGAGUUGGUGUGGCUUUCGAAGCGUCCAUAGGUGGAAUUAAAUUACUCGAUGGUUUUGUGAACGAUCGAGUCGAGGGUGAAGCACUUGGAUUCAAGUCGGAAAUCGUUGAUAUCUAUACUGCUUCUUGGGGACCACCAGAUGAUGGAAAAAGUUUAGAAGCUCCUGGAAGACUUGCAAGAGAAGCGAUCGAUCGUGGUAUCAAUAAGGGAAGAAAUGGUAAAGGUAGUAUAUACGUAUGGGCAUCGGGUAAUGGUGGAUCAAACUAUGAUAAUUGCGGAUGUGAUGGUUACGUUGGUAGUAUAUAUACCGUGGCGAUUGGAUCGGCAAGUCAAACUGGUCGAUCUCCUUGGUACAGUGAAAAGUGUCCUGCGAUAUUAGCGACUACGUAUAGCAGUGGAGCGUAUCAAGAUCAAAUGAUCGCGACGACUGAUCUACGAAACACUUGUACAACUAAACACACUGGUACUUCCGCUUCUGCACCCUUGGCAGCUGGAAUAUUAGCUCUUGCUCUUCAAGCGAACAAAAAUUUGAUGUGGAGGGACAUUCAACAUUUGAUCGUUUGGACAUCUGAGUAUAAAUCAUUAAAUGAAAAUCCUGGAUGGUUGAAGAACGCAGCAGGAUUUUGGUACAAUUUACAUUUCGGUUUUGGUCUUAUGAAUGCAUACGCCCUCGUAAAUUUCGCACGUAAUUGGACGAACGUGCCGGAGAAAAACAUAUGCGAAGUCCCCAUGGAAUUCGUAUUGGAUAGGAGACUGACUCACGGAGUGAUUAAAACAUUACAUUUUGAGACAAACACCAAAUGUUCGAGUAGCGGAAAUGAGAUAGCUUUUUUAGAGCAUGUCGAGAUUGAGAUGAAUCUCGAAUAUUCUCGUCGUGGUGUUUUGGAAAUGUAUUUAAUUGCACCAUCAGGUACGAAAGUACAAUUAUUGAGUCCGAGAAAAUUGGAUGAUUCUUCUGAAGGUUUCGACAAAUGGAAAUUCAUGUCCGUGGCUUCUUGGGGUGAAAAUCCUCAUGGUACUUGGAUCCUACACAUAUUCGACAAGAUUGGCUCAACUAGAUACAAUGGUACAAUCGGGGAAUUGAAAUUAAUUCUUCACGGCACAAAAUGGCUGCCGUAUUAUCGAAAAUACGAGUCGAGAAUCUACGAUCGUGAAUACAAUUACAAAUGAAAAGCCAUGAAUAAAAACAGUGCUUUUCGAGCGAUCAACGAAAUAGAAGAAAGAAAAAAAGCAAACCUAUGGUAGAACAAAAACUACGUCGGCUCUUUAUACUCGAUCUUUAGAACAAAAGUCGAUCGAACGUUUGACCGAAUUAAAUUUAAAUCCACGUUUCUCAUCCCUUCUUUCGUUCUCUUGGAGAAUUUAUAUCUCUGAUGAAGUAGAAAAGGACGCAUUGAUAUUCGUUUAAAUGAAUCAUAAAGUUGAAUAUACGAAAAAGAAAUUAUUUAAUUAGAAUAAAGAAAUAAAAACGAAAAGAAGAUGAAAAAGAAGAAGAAAAGAAAAAUUGUCUCUUAGAAUAAGAAAUGUAAUCGUUUAUUUAAAUACAUCGUAAUUCUCAAAACAGAAGAUUUGUAUAAUUCUAGAAUAACAAGAUCGUUGAUAAGAAUGAUAAAUAAAAAAUGAAUGAACUGUUAUGAGCUUGAUAGGAUCGUCAAACUUUAAGUGAAGAUCAUAAA